This is a messenger RNA of Pelobates cultripes (western spadefoot toad), 183 nucleotides long. NCBI's taxonomy places the organism in Eukaryota, Metazoa, Chordata, Amphibia, Anura, Pelobatidae. The record is from the annotation of a GenBank genome assembly.
UUAUUUUUCCCUAACCCCAAACUCCCACGGUCGGUCACAAAUUGCCAAUGGAACUAAAGCAUUUCCAAACCCAUACUACUACCUAUCUGCGCACAUUAUGCAACUCUACGUCAUCGUUACAUUCGAGUCAACAUGUAAAACAGUCGCACAGUACCCCCCCUCUCAACGAGGGGAACAUAACAG